Molecule: messenger RNA, 732 nt
Organism: Fusarium falciforme
Lineage: Eukaryota; Fungi; Ascomycota; Sordariomycetes; Hypocreales; Nectriaceae
Product: NACHT domain-containing protein
Exons: 1
Coding region: 1-732 (243 amino acids)
Molecular function (GO): protein binding
Source: RefSeq, a predicted model, not a curated record
AUGGCCAGGCUCUGGAUCAAAUUUCUCGACCGAGACAACCCUACCUGGGAUGCUUGGAGGUCGUUGAUCGAGUCGGAGGAUGCAGCACGAGGGGACAAAGAGGCCGAGACCAUCCCACCUGGUCCUUUGUACUACGCAAUAAAACUGAACUUGACGGAUAUUGCGAUUUCCCUGACCACCGAACAAAACGUGAAGGAGAGGAGCAGCCUGGGAAAGUCGGCUCUGGGCAUUGCCUGUGCCAACGGAUCUAGAGAUGUUGAUAUACUUCUCGAAAAGGGGGCGGAUAUGACAGCCGCGGAUAACAACGGAGGGACACCGCUGUUUGCAGCAUCCAACAACGGGCACGUCGAGGUGGUGAAGCUGCUUCUCGAGAAGGGGGCCGACAUGACGAUCGCAAAUAACAUUGGAUUGACGCCACUGAUUGCAGCAUCAAGAAACGGCCACGUCGAGGUGGUCAAGCUAUUAGUAGGAAUUUCUAGUGUCGAUGCCAGCAAAACGGACCGCCUUGGCCGCACAGCGCUCUUCUUCGUCAGCGGGUGGUUCAGUUUCUCGUCGACCAGCUGCUACAGGAUAAGCGACCACACAUGCGCUGGAUUUGCUCGACGCCUGCGAAUGGGCAGCGGGGAGAGGAAAGGCGCCUGUGUUGCCUCCUGGAUUGCGGCUGAAGCAUGCGGUGCAACCAACAGCAAGCGCUCACCGCGAACCUGGGCCAAUCAACUUUUGUCGGUCUGA